UUCUAUCUUUUAGGUUGCUGAUUUUGGUCUUGCCAAGAUUGCUUUGGAUACAAACACUCAUGUAUCUACACGCGUGAUGGGAACUUUUGGGUAUUUGGCUCCUGAAUAUGCUGCUAGUGGAAAGCUUACAGAAAAGUCUGACGUUUUCUCAUUUGGUGUUGUACUUUUGGAGCUGAUAACCGGGCGUCGCCCUGUUGAUGUAAACAAUACCUAUGCAGAUAACAGCUUAGUUGAUUGGGCACGACCAUUGCUUACAAGAGCUCUUGAGGAAAACAAAUUUGAAGGUUUGGUUGAUCCAAAGCUGAAUAAUGAGUAUGAUAGAGAAGAGAUGGCUCGUAUGGUUGCUUGUGCUGCAACUUGUGUUCGCCAUUCAGCUCGUCGCAGACCUCGAAUGGACCAGGUUACGCGUGUUCUAGAAGGAAACAUAUCACCGUCAGAUUUGAACCAAGGGAUCAAACCGGGUGACAGCAAUGUGUAUAGCUCAUAUGGAGGAAGCACAGAUAAUGACAUGAGCGAGGACAAUGAAGGCAUCAGCAAGUUAAGGAGAAAGGCAUUUGGGACUCAAGAGUACAGUGAAAGCAGUGGGUAUAGCAAUCCAACUAGUGAGUAUGAUUUGUACUCGACCGGUUGGAGCACUGAGGGUCGGACCACACGGGAAAUGGAGACAAGCACUAUUAAAAGAACCAAUUAAGGUCAUGGUGGACACUGAUCACACUCUCUUUAAGGAGACACAUGAUUAUUUUUAAUUCUUAUUUUUUGUUUAACUGGAAAUUUAUGAACUCUAAUUGAACUGCGGUCUAUCUUACACCGGAUGCACUCUGUUCUUCUUUCAUUCUUUCCUCUAUUGUUUGUAUCUUUGUUUUGACUUUGAUCUCUUAUUUAGCUGGUUCUUGUUGUAUAGUGCAUACGUAUUUUCAAUUCCACAUGGUAUAACAAAUUGUUCUUUUUAA
Molecule: messenger RNA, 950 nt
Organism: Brassica napus (rape)
Lineage: Eukaryota; Viridiplantae; Streptophyta; Magnoliopsida; Brassicales; Brassicaceae
Product: proline-rich receptor-like protein kinase PERK1
Exons: 4
Coding region: 77-691 (204 amino acids)
Biological process (GO): protein phosphorylation
Molecular function (GO): ATP binding; protein kinase activity
Source: RefSeq, a predicted model, not a curated record